AUUAUUCAGGUCUCCAGCGAGAAUUCGUUCACUUUUAAAAGGGUUCCACGAUGGACGGGGAUAAGGAGGUGGUCCUCGUCACGGGAGCCAGUGGUUUUCUAGGCCAGCACUUGGUGAAACAUUUAAUGAUAGAUGACAAAGUCUCAACGAUUCGGAUGCUGGAUAAGGUGCCUUUCCACAAUCAUCUAGGUUAUAUCGAGUCGAAGAAAAUCCAGAUUUUCCAGAGAAAUCUGCUCGACCCUGAGUCUUGUCGAGAGGCUGUAAAAAAUGCACAUGCAGUCUUUCAUUGCGCUGCUUUAGUAUGUUACGAAUUUCCGCCAAAAACGGAGGAACUGUAUAAGAAUAACUUGACAGCUACCGAAAACCUGAUUAAAUUGUGCUUGGAAGAGGACGUAGAGAGGCUGAUUUAUUGCAGCACGACCGAAGUCACUUUGCAACCGUACUUCAAAGGUGGCAUAGUCGCUUUUGUCAUAUACGGCCAAGAGUCAAGACUAAACACGACGGAUGAAGGGCAAUUAAUUUUUGGAGAAUACGCUGCUUCGAAACUUAAAGCUGAAGAACUAGUGCUGAGUUUCAACGGAACGAAUUUAAAGAGUGGUCAAGGUACUCUACGUACAGUAUCAUUACGGCCACCUCUACUAUACGGUGAAAGGGACAACGGAUGCAUCGCGAAAAUGUUGGACUACGCAAGAAAUCGCAAGAAUUAUUUGCCAAAACUGGCCGGCGUGGGAGGAAAACAACAGACCGCUUAUGUGGGUAACAUAGCUUGGGCGUUGAUAUGUGCAAAAAACACGCUGAAAAAGCAACCGCAAGCGAUCGCAGGACUCUCUGUCAUCGUGACAGAUGACACACCGGUGGAAGAUUUAACUAGAUUCUGCGAAAGGAUUACAAGAGACACCAAGUAUCGUGUAAUCCUCUCUCGGGCUAUACCUAUUGGUGUAUCUUAUUUAGUCGCCUAUUUCGUGGAAUUACUAGUCAAGUACAUCCGACCUUCCAAACUCCCUGUGUCACCGAGGAGCAUGAUAGCAUACCUUGGAUCUCUCAUAAUUUACAACAGAACUCGGGCCUCGAUAAGUAUGGAUUACUCGCCGAUUUACACGCCAGAGAAAGCCCUAGCCAUUGCGACAGAAUAUUACUGUAACCAGGUUCCAGAUUGUUGACAAAUAAGUUAUCAAUUAUAAGAACGCUCUGAUCAAAAUUAAGCAGCGAGUUCUGGAUAUUUCUUUCCCCUAUGUAGGAUACGCUUCUUCAGUCUGCUGUCAAAUUAAAUUAAAUGCUUUCAUAAGUCUGGAGCAUUUUUUUUCCUCUUUUGACGAAUCGCGAGAUCACCAGGUUGUUGAGAUAUUACAAAAGACUGAGCCUUACGUAACUUGUGAACAGAUUUAUUUUUGUUAUACGUAUACGCGUACACGUGUACGAGUUAUUGCUUCGAAACAGGGGCGACGCAAUUCUACGUGUACACAGAUAAAUGUAUACAUCCAUGCAGAAGUACGAAUCCAGUAUAUUCUUCUUCUCAUAACGAGAAACAGCGUAUUUUGAAACAGGCACGCAAAUUGGUAAGUUCUGGCUCGCAGAAAGCAAAGCCGUAUUCAAUUUUCAAAGCGACAUCAAAGCACUGUUUUAUCCACUAAUUUAGAGAAAUUCUUCACUCCGAUUAACACAGCUCACAGAACAUGAAUUUAUAAUAACGAGUGAAUAAAACAGUACCCGCACCCAGCUUUGAGAAGAAUCUUUGAGAAAAAUCGAGGAAGUCCCAAAGAUAAUAUUGUCAUUUUCCUCCCUUGGCUCUGAACCAAUGGUUUGCAUCCUCUAUUGCAAAGGGAGCUUUUAUUAACUCUUAAUCCAAAUACAGCUUUGUAUCGGCUCGCGAGAAGACCCUUAUUCUUCCCUUAAGGGCA
Molecule: messenger RNA, 1898 nt
Organism: Orussus abietinus
Lineage: Eukaryota; Metazoa; Arthropoda; Insecta; Hymenoptera; Orussidae
Product: 3 beta-hydroxysteroid dehydrogenase/Delta 5-->4-isomerase type 4
Exons: 7
Coding region: 51-1160 (369 amino acids)
Biological process (GO): steroid biosynthetic process
Molecular function (GO): 3-beta-hydroxy-Delta5-steroid dehydrogenase (NAD+) activity
Source: RefSeq, a predicted model, not a curated record